This is a messenger RNA of Lactuca virosa, 405 nucleotides long. The record is from the annotation of a GenBank genome assembly. Lineage: Eukaryota; Viridiplantae; Streptophyta; Magnoliopsida; Asterales; Asteraceae.
AUGGAAAUUGUUGAUGAAGUUAGCUCAGAAUGCGAAUUUGUAUCUGAAAACGAGGUGACGACUAAUGACAAAGGGAAAAAGACCUCAAACUCGAAAAAGGUUAAAAAACCACCUCGUGCUCCUUAUGCCAGUGAAUCCCCUUCUAUACAUGCGAGGAAAAGAAAAUCUAUUUGGUGGGGUCACUUUCAAGAUAAAGGCAUUCUGGAUCUUGCAGAGUGUAUACAUUGUCAACGUAGGAUCGGUUGUGCAACUGUAUAUGGUACUUCCCCUCUGAAAAAUCAUGUCUUGAGUUUCAAAAAAUACCAACCAAAUGUUGAUAAGAAACAAAAGCUUAUCGAUCUCGAGUCCAAAACACAUGUAAGUGAUGAUGGUUCAGUUGAAACUGUAACAAUACAUAAGCUGUAG